Molecule: messenger RNA, 183 nt
Organism: Dentiscutata heterogama
Lineage: Eukaryota; Fungi; Glomeromycota; Glomeromycetes; Diversisporales; Gigasporaceae
Source: the annotation of a GenBank genome assembly
AUCAUGGUAUAUGAAUGAUCCAAUGUUAUGGUUUGUUCUAACGUUAUUUGCAAGUGGUCCAACUGCUGUCAAUUGUAUGAACUUGGUGCAGUUAACUGGCACUUUUAGAGAAGAGAUGGCUACUUUGUUGUUUUAUUCUUAUAUUACAGUAGUUCCUAUGAUUACUUUUCUUUUAAUGGGCUU